Messenger RNA from Malaya genurostris, 1130 nucleotides. RefSeq names its product beta-sarcoglycan (gene Scgbeta). Gene Ontology annotation, biological process: muscle organ development. The transcript is spliced from 3 exons. NCBI's taxonomy places the organism in Eukaryota, Metazoa, Arthropoda, Insecta, Diptera, Culicidae. Gene Ontology annotation, cellular component: sarcoglycan complex; sarcolemma. The record is from RefSeq and is a predicted model, not a curated record. Bases 98 to 967 code for a protein of 289 amino acids.
AUUUUUCUCAGGAAUGAGAAAAUGUUAUCUCACUCAUCCUUCGUUUUUCAUCUCCUAAAUAUUGACAAUGGAAAAUCAAUAGCAUCGGACUGAAAAUAUGGGGAAAAUGCAUUUAGUCGAUAGCAAGUACGAUCUCGGCAAGUGCCAGAUGUACAACGAGAAGAAUUCGUUCGCAUUUUGGAUAGUGAUUAUCCUACUAUUUUCAUUAGCCUUGGGAAAUCUAUGUCUCACUUUGGCUAUCACAGGGAUACUCAAAAUCUAUAAGGGCAUGGAGAACAUUGAAGUCAUUCAAAGCGAAGAAGCGGUUAAAUUUUUUGGGAAUAUUGAUUUCGACCGAGUAUACAAACGUGACGGAAAACUCGAGGGAUUCUACGACGAACCGAUGGAGAUAACAGGUGAAAAUGAACCGGUGUCGAUCAAUCUGGUCAAUCGAAAUGGCCAUUCCCAUAACAAGAUACAUCUAUCCAAAAAUGGUAGCGCCUUGAAAGGAAUCAAUCACUUCGAGGUGAAAGACGCAGCAUCAGGAAAACAAAUUUUCUCAACAUCCCGACCCACUUAUAACAUGCCCUCGGGAGCCAUCAUGUUGCAUACGAAUCAGGUGAACGCGGGACGAAUAGCUUCUCCAAUCAACGAUACCCUGAAGUUUCAAACGCGGAACAAAUUUACCCUCAAAGGAACGGAAGGAGCACUGCUUGAGUCAAAAGAAAUUAUUUGGACGGCCGAUCAAAAUAUUUUUCUCAAGUCAGACAACGGCAGUGUGGUCAUCGUCGGAGGUGAUGGAAUAUUCAUCAAUUUGAACAGUUUACCGGUUGUUCAACACGAGCAUGGACUGCGAACCGGCUACAAUCAAUUCAAAUUGUGCGUUUGUUAUCCUACUGGAAAAUUAUUCCGUGUUCCGAUUCCGAAGACACACAACAUAAGAGUUAGCUGCGCCCAUUUCAACAGCUGGAAUGAUCCUUGCGUUUGAAAAUGCCAUAUCAUUAAUCAAUAGUAAACAUAUCCUUCGUUCUUCUUUACAGCAUCCAUAUGUAAUAACAGAAUACUUGUUAAUUAGAGUAGAAUGUAUUUUAGUUGCAUUGUUUAAAAAAUCAAUCUUUAAUCUGGUAAUAAAGUAGAUGACAAACUCAAAA